AUGGCUGCCUGCAGCACCCGUAACAUCAGAGCGCUGGUGGCCACUGUGUGUGGGCUGCUGACGGUCAUCAUUUUGGGACUAGCCAUCUGGAGGACAGUGAUAAGGAUCCAGAAAGGAACAUUUUAUCAGCCAUCAAGCACCCCUGUAGAAUUCUGCAGGAAUGGUGGAACCUGGGCAAAUGGCAGGUGCAUUUGUACAGAAGAGUGGAAAGGGCUGAGGUGUACAAUUGCUAAUUUCUGUGAAAAUAGUACCUAUAUGGGAUUUACUUUUAAUAGAAUUCCAGUGGGCAGAUAUGGACCUUCUCUGCAAACAUGUGACAGGGACACUAUAAAUGCUGGACAUCCAUUAGCCAUCAGACUGUGCAGUCUGUCUCUCUAUGGAGAGAUAGAACUACAAAAUGUGAUAAUAGGCAGCUGUGAGGAGAAUCUGCACACCCUGGAAAUGCAGAUAGAUAAUAUUACAGAAAACUCUAGGAAUAUUUCAAUGGAAGCCCAGAUUUUGACAUCUGAUGCCAAUAGGCUGACUCCUGAGAAUAUCACUUCAGCUACUAAGGUGGUUGGACAGAUCUUCAAUGAAUCCAGAAAUGCUGACACUGAGGCAAAAAAAAUUGCUGUGACAACAGUGAGUCAACUUCUCUAUGCCAGUGAAAAUGUUUUUCAAGAAGCUGCUGCUACUGAUGAUGAGGAUGCUUUUGCAACGCUUAUUGAACAAAUGGAGAGUUAUUCCUUGAGUUUGGGCAAUGACUCAGUUGUGGAACCUAAUAUAGCAGUACAAUCUGUUCAUCUGACAGACACAUCUACAAGCGUUCGCUUCUCUGUAUGGAAAGGAACAAGUGAUUCUCUAGUUUCUGGUUCAACAAUUGUAGAAACAAACGUGGACAGCCUUAAUCCAGAUGGAAAAACUGAACUCCAGAUCUUAGUCAAUACCAACACAAAUAACACUGCAUGUGGCUUUGUUGUAUACCAAAACAACAAGCUUUUUCAAUCAAAAAUUUUCACAAGUAGGUCACAUUUUAGUCAAAAAAUUAUCUCAAGCAAAGUGGAUGGAAAUGAGCAAGAUCUGAGUGCUUCUGUUAAAAUGGUCUUUAGUCCAGAGUAUAACCAAAAAGAGUUUCAAUUCAAUUCCUAUGCCUGUGUCUACUGGAAUUUUUUAAGAAAAGAUUGGGACACAUAUGGCUGUCACAAAGACAGGACCACUGAUGGAUUCCUGGGCUGCCACUGCAACCAUACUACGAAUUUCGCUGUAUUAAUGACUUUCAAAAAGAAUUAUCAGUAUCCUGAGUCUUUAGAUGUAUUAUCCAAUGUUGGGUGUGCACUAUCUAUUGCUGGACUGGCUCUCACAAGCAUAUUUCAGAUUGUCACCCGGAAAGUCAGAAAAAUCUCAGUAACCUGGGUGUUGGUCAAUCUGUGUACAUCAAUGCUGAUUUUCAACCUUCUUUUUGUGUUUGGAAUUGAAAACUCCAAUAAGGACUUGUCGACAAGUGAUCGUGACAUAAAUGUUGACUUUGAUAAUAAUGAAAUGCCCACAGCAGACAUCAUUGACAUCCCGAAUUCCGCAUGCACUGCAACUGCUGCCUUUCUGCAUUACUUCUUGUUAGUGACCUUUAUGUGGAAUGGACUCAGUGCCAUACAGCUCUAUUUCCUUCUAAUUAGGACCAUGAAGCCUCUUCCUCAACAUUUCAUCCUUCUUCUCACCUUAGUAGGAUGGGGAGUCCCAGGUAUAAUAGUGGGUGUCACCCUGGGAGUUGUUUAUUCUAAGAAUGGGAAAGAGUCACACUGGGAAUUAGACUAUCGGCAAGAGGAAAUCACAAAAAAGACUUCAACUCUAAAGAAAAUUCUUAGCACAUUAUCCAUUGCAGUCAUUUUUGGCAUUACCUGGAUAUUUGCAUACUUUAUGCUAAUUAAUAAUGAUGACUUCAGAAAUGUCUUCAGCUACAUAUUCUGCCUUUUCAACACUACUCAGGGUCUGCAGAUUUUUAUUCUCCACACUAUUAGAACAAAAAUCUUCCAGACUGAAGUUUCCAAAGUGUUGAAGUCACUGUCGUCAUCUGUUGGAAAAAUGAAGCCACGGUCUCCAUGGAUCCCUCCUAGGAUGCGUUUAAGGAUGUACUCUUUGCUUAGAUCCUUUCCAUCCCUACAGGAACACUUUAGGCUCCUGGAACCAUCUGCCAUGACGGAGGAAAGGACAUUGACUAAAAGUGACAAAGAAAACUCAAGCAUCUAG
Molecule: messenger RNA, 2223 nt
Organism: Octodon degus (degu)
Lineage: Eukaryota; Metazoa; Chordata; Mammalia; Rodentia; Octodontidae
Gene: Adgrg7
Product: adhesion G protein-coupled receptor G7
Exons: 15
Coding region: 1-2223 (740 amino acids)
Biological process (GO): G protein-coupled receptor signaling pathway; cell surface receptor signaling pathway
Cellular component (GO): membrane
Molecular function (GO): G protein-coupled receptor activity
Source: RefSeq, a predicted model, not a curated record